Messenger RNA from Drosophila elegans, 5631 nucleotides. RefSeq names its product coiled-coil domain-containing protein CG32809. Lineage: Eukaryota; Metazoa; Arthropoda; Insecta; Diptera; Drosophilidae. The record is from RefSeq and is a predicted model, not a curated record. Gene Ontology annotation, cellular component: cytoplasm. Bases 845 to 4549 code for a protein of 1234 amino acids. The transcript has 17 exons.
UCGAAUCAAAAAUUCCUUUAGUGACUCGCAAUUAUGCCAAUGGGAUUGUGGAGCGUGUGUAUACACAGGCACACAAACACAAGACCGUGUAGUGCGUGCACUGAAAAGUAUACCAUGUUCUGAAUGUACACAUGUCUAUUCCUGUUCCUCCAUCCCUGGAGCUUUUGUUUGGGAACAACAGGCAAAAUGUAUACAUGCUUACUUCAUGCGGGGCGAUGUUCAUAGAGCCGGGUGAGGAGUGUGCAACAACGUCAAACUCAAAAAAGAGAUAAAAUGUCACUUCCCAGCCGGCAUAGUUUACAAAACAAGUCCAGAGUCCAGAUAUAGGGAAUCUGCUUUAUUAAGUGCGUUAAAAAGGUUUUUAAUUCCGACGGUCUAACUUUUACUGGCUGUCAAUUGGACCGCUUACGGAUGUCCCUGCAUAACGUAAUCUUUGGUGUCCAGUUCCAGUUUCGUCUGCAGUUCCAGAUUCAGUCACGCCUUCUGCUCGGUCCGCGCAGCAGAGUUUGCGCACGCCCGUUAUCUUAUUCUUCCGUUGCAUGUUUUUUUUUGCAUGAAGCGCUGUAAUAGGUUCCUUUCCCCACACCCUCUUGACAGUUCGAGGAUGUGGGCGAGCAGUUGCUUCCAUUGCUAACCAAUUCGAGGGGGUUUGUCUGCAUCAAAGUUGAAUGGUGUACAUUUGCAGGUUGUGUGUGUGAGCAUUAAAAUGUGUUGUUACCGGUACCAAAUGUAAACAAAGUCCAGUGACAAACAUUGAAUUUUUAAGUUUUUCAUAGUCCUGGUGACUUUUCCGCAGUCGCAACUGAGCUACUGAGCGCCAGGCACCUCAGAAGAAAGCAGCAGGAUGUUGAUCCGCUGGAAGAGCAAGGAUAAGAGCGCCUCCUCCAGCCAAAGCGCCUGCGGCAGCAGCAGCUCCUCCUCAAAAAAGAAACGCAAGGGACGCGAGGGCGAAGAAGAUUGGCAGAAUGACGCCAAGUCGGGACGAGUUCCUUCAAGCGAACAGGUCGGCGACGAGAGACGUAGAGCCAUGCGACGCGACGAUCCGCGGCGCCACACGCUCGGUGGUGACAUAUUGGUGUACGGCGGCCCUCAGCACCCCCAUGCCCAUCAGAUGGCACCCCAGCAACAGCGCGCCAUGGACUUGGAGAUGAGUACGCGCGCCCAGAAGAACAAGAAGAACCAGCCGAUGCGGGGAUAUGCGCCCGUUAAUCAGGGACCGCUGUUCGAUGACGAUCCGGGCAUCAUGUCAGAAGUGGAAACGGCCAGCACCGGAUUCCGGAGGGGCGGCAAGCAGCGCUCUUCGCUCCCCGUGGUACGCACGCCAUCCAAAACGCUGGAGCGGCCGCUGGGAUUGGUUUUUCUGCAGUACCGCUCGGAGACGAAGCGCGCCCUGCUACCCAACGAGAUCACCUCGAUCGACACGGUGCGCGCCCUGUUCGUGCGCUCGUUCCCGCGCCAGCUGACCAUGUCCUACUUGGAGGGGCCCAACGUGAAGAUCUAUAUUCACGACGCCAGCAAAGACAUGUUCUACGAACUGGAGGACGUGCGUUCGCAUCUGCGCGAGAUCCGCGAUCGCUCCGUGCUUCGCCUCUUUGAGUCCACCGAGGUGGCGGCCCCACCCCAGAUCCUGCCCGGCGGCCCUGGCAUCCCGCAGCCGCUUCCCCCGGCACAGGCAAACUGGGACCAGGACCAGAGCUAUUUCAGCGAACCGGAGUUUGACUCGGACUACAAGCAUCAGCACAUUCACAAAUCAAAGAUUGGCAAACAGCCGGCGCCCUAUUACGUGGGAUCGUCGCAGACCCUGCCCCGCGGCAUGUACUCAUCAGAACGAAACAAGGUGUCGAUGGGAGCGCCUGUGAAACCACUCAGAUCUCUCAAUCCAAGGGGUAGCAUGGAACCCCUGUUCCCCUACAUCCCGGAUCAGUUAUACAGCAUUCCAGACGGCUACACCAGUUCUCCGGAACGCGGCAGCCGCGGAAACUACGAGGAGCCGUACUACAGCCAAUACGGCACAAGGGGCACUGUCGUGGCCCCCAUCAUCGACGAGGAGCAGAGCGACGGAACCAUGACCGAGGAUCAGUACGCCCUGUACGGCAUAAAGGUGGGACCGGGACCCAACCGCCUAGGCCACCGCGGCAACCAGAUCUACGACCCCACUAGGCCCGAAGACUUGCACCGCAUUCGCGUGGAGCACAUGGAACGGCAGCUGGCGAACCUCACGGGAUUGGUCCAGAAGGCUCUGGUUAACCAGAACCCCCAGAUCGCUCCUCUAGCUGUGCCCACCCUGGACCCGAAUUAUCUUGUCGUGCCAACGCAGAUGCAAGCCAAUGGUUCUGGGGACGAGCUGUACAUACGGGAGAAAGCUCCCAAACUGGGCAAGAACUCCUGCCAAAAAUCCGUGUCCUUUGAGAAGUCCGUAUCGUUUAGUGAUGACAUACAGGGAAUACCAAAGUCUCACAACCCUCUACAUGCCGCUGACACGAAGCCAACCAAGCCGGCAAUCAAGUCGUCCACCCUACCACGCACCUCGUCACAAGAGCGCGACCGCCUAAAGCCUCCUCCGCCGCCCAAGCCGAUUGUACUGGCCCAGACCACUCAUCCCAAUUACCGGGCGGAUAUUGCACUGGCCCCCGAGGUGUACAAUCAUCUGCGUGGCUUGCAAAAGAAAGCCAAGGAUCUGCGGAUGGAGGUGCGCACCUUACGGCGCCUCUCGCAGGCCCAGGCUGUCGCCGUACGCGAGGACAUUAAGGGCACUUUCAUGCGUAUUCGGGCCACGCUGCUAGCGAGCAGCGGCAGCUUUUGGGACCACCAGGGCGACCAGGACGCCACUCGCAUUUCGCGCGAGGAGGAGCUCUACAAGCAGGAGGUCAUCCGCCUAGAAAAGGACCUGAGCGACCUGGAGGGGUCGGUGGAAAACCUGCGCGGCGAGGUAAUUAACCGGCGCACCCGCGUCAACAUGACCGCAGUGGAGGAUAUGGCUUUGGUGCUGAGUCGCGCUAGCAAAACUGUCGCUGAGCUGAAGCUUAAGUUCCCGGCACUCUCAAAUGGCUUGCGCUGCAUCCUGUCUAACGAGAUGGAGAAGGUGGUGCGAGAAGAAAAGUUCCUCAAAGAAGAGCCCGACCGCUUGGAGUCGGCGCUGCGGCGCUGCAAGAAGCUGACUGGCACAUUGGUGACGCUCAAACGCUUGGCCAGCGUGCAGGAGCAACGGCUACCGCCAAACGAGCCGACUAUCAGUGAGGAGCCACCGCGGUCCGCGGACAUCUCGGCGCCCGACAAGCCAAUCCCAACACCCAGGAUGGGGUCGUUCGCUCUCAGCGGGGGACUCGCACCCGAAAACGCACUCGAUGCUUUGCUAGAUGAGCUCAAGACAUUCUCCAAGCCCAUUGCCCAACAACAGCAGCAACAACAGCAGCCACACCAGCAACUAUACGAGAUUCGGCCGGAGGAUUCGGCAUCCGAUGAGAGCGCCCAGGCCGCAGUACAAAGCACAGUCACCACGCAAAUUUCGCAGGCCCGUCUCUACACGGAGGCGAGCGUCAACAUGCAGCAGGCGACCACUGGCAGCAUGGUCAUCGCUGUCGCCUCGGGCAGUGUGCCAGCUCAAGCCCAGCGCGGCGUGCUCAUCCACCAGCAUUCACAGUCGCAGUCGCAGCAUUCCUAUCAGUCCCAGUCCCAGUCUCAGUCCCAGUUACAGGCUCAGCUUAUGGUGCAAACCAACAUGGGCAGCCUGCGCCGCCUGCACUCCUACCCCAGCGAGUCGGACGGCGAACUGCAGGCCAGCGAGGCGGCACUAGCCAACGGUGGCGGCAGCAGCAAGCCACCCGUGCCCGAGCGAAACGCUGAAUUGAUCACCAAGGUGGGCCACAAGCGCAUCCCGCCACCUCCGCCGCCACGCACCAGCUCACGCAGUCCACUGGCCAGUCCAACCAGCCCAAACAUGCCACAGAACCAGGCUACCACAGCCGCAGUCAAUGUCAAUUUAAAUGUCAAUUUGAAUGCCAAUGCUAAUGCCGCCGGAAACAGCGUCGUGGGUGACGCCAUCGUGGCCAGCGGCGACACCUCCAGUGGGGACAACUCAAGCGGCAACGAGUCCGGCAACGACCACGUCCAGCGCCAGGUGGCGCUCGAGAUGCGUCACCAGGAGCUGCUUAAGAAGCAGAAACUGCUGCAGGAGCAGUACCAGCGGCUGCAGCAGAUGAGCAAGCUGCCAUCGGUGGACGUGCCGCAGACGCAGGACAUGGCCGGUGGCAGCAACACGCUACGCAAACUGGGCAGUGAGUCCAACAUCCAGCAGAAGAUUGCCGCAUUGAGUCUAGCUUGUGAGGCUAGUGGAGCCGCAGCUGCGGCGGCGGCGGCUGCUGCGGCUACCAAUGGUGUGUUGGCCAGUGAUGCUACGAGAGGUGCGAACGGCGGCGCGCUGGGUGGUGGGGGAGCUGCAGGGGCGGCUGGUGCGGGCGCUGCUGCUGUUAACUCGAAUUUGAAUUUGAACUCCCAACACCAGACAGCUCCGACGACCACCAAACAGCUGUACGAGACCGAGAUACUUUAACACAACUGGAAAUUGGCGUGGAACGAAGCAAAAAUCGACAUUUAAUCGGAGCGGUCAGGCGUCUGAAAUUGAAGUUAAAAUUUAAGCAUGGGCAAGUCAAACCGAAGUCUAUCAACACCACCUUCAUUAUUUGUGUGGACGUGGAUUAUGAUUUCGAUAAGAAUAAGAAUAAGAAAAAAACGUUGGCAUUUACAGCCCCUGGUCGCUCGCACUCAGACAUUAUCAACGCUGACAAAACAGUACAGAACCGAUAGUUAUGAAUGAAUAAUAACAACGAACACCAUUUCGUUUGUCAGUGUGAGCAAAGGCUCACACCGUACUUGUAUUUACUAUCAUCUAAUUGUCGUACAUAAAUGUGUAUUUGCACAACUCCAGCAGUUUGUUAGGUGUUGUCUUAGAAAUCGCAACGCAAAUGAUAGGAAUCAAAGCAAAAACAAAUAUCGAAUCGAAUCACAAAAACCGUGCAUAUGUGUAAUACGUAAUCACCAUUUGUGCAACCCCAUAACAAGUGGGCAUGGCCCUAUAAACACACCCAGAUGAAUGUAUUUAUGUAUGUAUUCGCUUACAUUGAUGUACAUGUUGCAUGUUGUGUUUUUGUUGUUGUUUCAAUGAAGUUGCACAUAGGUCAAGAGCAGGAAGGGAAGCGAUCAGAGCCCCACCAAAUUGCACAAUACUACGACGCAGUCGAAGAUUGAGAUGGAACACAAAAUGUUUUUCAGCACGAACACCCCCAGCACUAAGCCUCAAUAUAUCAGUCUGUGUGGAUGAGUCAAUGCCCAAGCUGCACUCUUUGACCCAUAGUCCAGGACCUAGGACCUGGCCACAACACCACAACCACACGUAGAACAAAGAUUCCUCAGCAUAGCCAAGCACAACGGCACUACGAACAUAAACCGAUUUACAAUUAACUAUUAUGCAUAUGUACAGAUUUACGUAUGUACUUCAAAUAUGUCAUAGAUUUUUAUUAUUACCUUGGACGUGAGACUGAUAGUUCUAUAUAUGUAGCUCACAAUAUAUAUACAAUAUGAAAUACGAAUACGAAAAUAUUGUACUUAUUUUUAUUAAAAAAAGUGAUUAGCUAA